Messenger RNA from Caenorhabditis auriculariae, 4423 nucleotides. Lineage: Eukaryota; Metazoa; Nematoda; Chromadorea; Rhabditida; Rhabditidae. The record is from the annotation of a GenBank genome assembly.
AUGAAGACGUCGACGCCGCCGUCGAACUUCGACCAGAAGACGUGCCUCGUCUGUGGAGAUGCUCGAGCCAGCCGCCACUACGGCACCAUCGCCUGCAACGGCUGCAAAGGCUUCUUCCGUCGCAGGUCAGCUUGGUUACUGUAGAUACGAGUACUGUAGUUUCGAAGGCUAGACCUCUUUUUUUUUUAGAUAGAAUCGAAUAGUUAGGGUGAUUUUAGGCUACAGUAAUCCUUAGGGAACGCUCCUGGUGGUCACUUUGGUUUCCUUUGCCACUUCGACUUGUUUAAGCUAGAAUGGAUUACUGUAGCCUUGCAAGCAAGAAUCCUUCGGGAUGUAGUGAUGGUGUAUUUUAGAUGGGCAUUCAAGUAUACAGUAUACAGUCUCUCAAGUUCAAUAAAGUCAAUAUGACUUUUCAAUUUCCUGUUUGGCUUCAAGGUUGAUGAAAAGAAAUUGUAAAUUAUAGUAUACUUACAGAAAGAGUUCCUUUGAGAUUACUGUAGAGUUUGGUACUGUUCUUCGCAGAGGAUAAGAUCUAAAGAGAUAGAAGAAUAGAGAGAAAAAGGCCGCAGUUCGAACUCUGUACUGUUCAGUCUAAGGUUACUGUAGUCAGAAGGCAAGAUAUCUGUCUGAUCUGAUAAGUGUUUUGAGAAUAGUUUCACGCUGCAGGUGUUGUUCGGAGAAUCAUUUUAUCAUUCUAAUUUGGAAACUCUGAGGUUACUGUCACACGAGGGUUACUGUAUCCGUUUUCUGAGAAACUUACAAAUGUACUCAGUUUUUUAAAGAUCUGGUGCGGGCAGUUUGUACUUUAUUCAACAACAAAAGAAAAGUAAAAUACAUCUCAAAAAUAAAAUAAACUAUAAAUUGUUACUUUUUCCAUACUUUUUGUAGUAUGGAUGCGUCAAGGUUUUGGUAGACGAUUUAACGUCAUGAAAAUGUGUUUUUUUCUAUCAGAAGUGUUGCCUUUUUCAUUUUUUUGCAAAAAAACUGAUAGAAAAAAAUUGUGAGAGUACAAUUUUGAUUGUUCAUUAGUCAGCUGUAUUUUUUUCGGAAGUUGGAAAAUAUUGAAAAGAAGGAAUAAAAUUUGACCUGAAAAAAAUUUGUCAUUUAAUCAAUGCAAACCAUGGCGCGAAAACCGAUGACAAAAUGAUUAUUCUCAUCUUUUCUGUCAUAACACAAAAGUUAGGGAUCUGCUUUCAAUUUACACCUCACAAGCUUUUCUGGUGAGAAGAUGGUAUAGUCGAUUCACGGCUGGCCUGAGCAUCGCAAAAAGGGUCCUGACACGAUAAAGGAAAAGAAUCCUCAUUAGUAGAGAGAACCCCUUUUAGCACCCCAAUCUAUCCGUGAAUCGGCUAUAUGAUUCCAACUCUUUUCAGUGUUUGGGAGCACCGUAACUACAAAUGCGCGUUCCACUCGAAAUGCGACGUCCUGCAGCAGUUCCGCAACCGUUGCCGCGCCUGUCGCCUCGCCAAAUGCUUCCGCGUCGGAAUGGACGCUCGAUGUAUGAUAUCAUUAUGAGAGGCGGUCAAUUAACAUUUCCAAUCAAAAUAUCAUAGAAAUAAAUUUAUGGGUGAUUUAUCUUAUUAAAAUGAUUCACAGGUGUGGGUAUAAGAAAAAGUUUGAAUUAUUUUGGAAAAAAAAAUAGCUUCUCUUAAUUUAACAUCGCUCGAGAUUGGAUUAAUUUUCCUUGAAAGUUUUCCUCUCUCACUCAUUGACAACGACUUCCAGCUGUUCAAUCUGAACGCGACAAACCAUUCGAAGAUGGUCCGAAGGGCAAAAAAAAGCUUCUGCUCCAACAACAGCAGCAUCAACAGCAACAGCAACAGCAGCAACUGCAACUACAUCAGGCCUGGAACUACGGCUACAGUACCCAAGGUUCAUUUUCGAACCAAAAAUAGAAAGGAAAUAAGGAUAUGUUCGUGUCAAGCAACCAUGCACUUUCUUUCCCAAUCAAAUAGAAAAGAUCGUUUCAGUGCCCAUGAAAAUGGAGGACUAUUCUUCGCGUUGCAGCUCUCACUCCUCCUCUGAAACGGAACAUUCGAGUAUCGUACUCGAGCUCCUUUUUAUAGUUAUGGCUUUGUUUUUAAUUGGUUGAAAUAAUGGGAACCCAAAGGUUAUAAUUAUUCGGAAACACGCAAAGGUACAAAAAUAAAAUAUCACAUGACGUGAAGUGCGUGUGGGAACUAUGUAAAAGCUUAGAAUUUAAAAAAAUAGAUUUGAACUUUCGGGUUGUGCAAGGUUCCGCAAUUGUGAGAUCCUAGUUUUUUUUUUUGUUUUAUUUUUUUUAUUAAGAGCAUUCCGCAGUGAUAGAGAACUACAAAAAAAGGUAUUUUGCAAAGGUGCAAACAGGAUUUCAUCGAAAAAACUCAAAAUAUCAUUGAGAUAUCAAAUAUAUUCUAGUGAACUCUCAAAAAAACUCUAUUUUUAGUUUUAGCUAUUUAAAUCGUAUCACAUUUAGGAAUAUCAAAAAAAAACUGUGCUUAUUGGAAAAAAAACUGAUAAUCGACCUGAAACAGUCUCAUUAAAAAAAAGGUUUUUUUGUAAUUUUUCGAAUUUUCAAAAUUUUCGCUAGUAAUUCCAGCGGAAGAACCUAAGCCAACAACUUUUUUUCCAAGGAAUCUUUUUUUCUAACUGAACGUUUCUCUGCAGGAACACACGGUGCUGAACCUGGUGGAACAGGACGAGGACCUGAGCAAGGUUUUCGAGCAAAAAUGCCGCGUCGACGUCAGCCUCGCUGAGGCGUUCACCAACCCGAAUAUCGUCGCUCGACGAACUCCCGUCCGUCUACUUUUUUUUUUCGUCUUUCCUUUUUUUCCCAUUUCAUUUAUGCUUUGCGAACUUGUUGCGUGGGAACGCUUCAACGGCUUCCGAGUACUUGGAAGUAGGAAAAAAGGCAAAAAAGUGUGUGUGGGGACCUACCGCCGCGGGAAAAGUCUUGUCUCGGCGGCGUGCGAACUUCUUUGCAGCAAUAAAAAUGUCGAACGUGUGUAUAACAAGGGAAUUUCCUACUAACAGGGAGGUAUUUUUAGUCCGAAGUCUGGAAUUUUCCAAAUAUUCGCUCAAGGCAUAAUUUACCAACCUUCUUCAUUAGGCUCUGAACUUGAGAGAAAAAUAUGACUUUAAAAAAUACUUAUAAGAGCUUUUGCAGUGAUAAAGCAGUUUUGCAAGUUUUUGAAAGAAAAAAGAUUUUUUCCAGUUGCAAUGGGGCACGUUUGCGCGAUUGGCCUCGUUGCCGGAUUUGCACAUAACUUGGUGCCGGGCCUUCGUUUUGUACUGCGAUUGGCUUUCCUGCUUCCAGGAUUACAGGGUUCGUUUUCGAGAAGAGAAUGAAAAAAAGUAACUUUGUAGGAGUUUUGCCGCCACGAUCAAUACACGCUUUUCCGGAACGGCUUCGUUCCAAUCAGCUGGAUGUUCCAUGCCUACAAGGUUAUAGGAUCAACGAAAGAGAAACAGUGAACUAAAUGAGGACGAAUAGAAGGAAGAAGCUCGUUUUGGAAAUUUCAAAAAAGAUUGAAUUAUUGAUAAAGGAUUGUCCAAUUUCCUUAAAAAAAUUUAUCAGCUUUCAAGUUUCCGAGCUUUUUCUUCCGCUUAUAGUUUUUUUAUAAAAAAAUUUGAACAAGACUUCAGUUUUUUUCUGUGAAAAAAAUAAACUUGAAAAAAAGCACAUUUAAUCAAAAAAAGGAUCUAAAAAUUUGGAUCUUUUUCUUAAAAUUCGACCUAAAUUGGUAGAUUAUUUUGGAAACGUAUUUGUUUCAGUCCUAUGAAUACGGCUGUGAUGGCGUGACGUUCGCCAACGAUUGCUGGUACCCGAGGGACAUUGAUCUCCAGGAUAAGAUCGAUAAAGAGUGAGAACUGAUCGAUAAUCGACUGAUAAAAGGAUAUGAUAAUCCAGAGUCAACGAGUACUACUCGCAUCUCACCGACCACUACAUCCACGAAGUUGUCGACGAGAUGCGACGAUUGAAAAUGACCGAGGCCGAGUAUUGCCUUCUCAAGGCGAUCAUCAUUUACAAGCCAGGUUGCGGCGAGAAAAAGGAGAUUUUCGAAAGAAGAGUCCCUUUCAGACCACGCGUUGACCCUCGAGGGCAACACGAUGACGAUCCGUCUGCGGGAGAAGUACAGCAACUCUUUGAGCGAGUUGGUUCAAAGGGCGACGCCUUCUAAACAAGCCGCGUUGGAGCGCAUCUCUUCCAUGAUGUUGCUCCUGCCAGCCAUCGAGGUGCGAAGGAUUAUAAAACAUUGUUUCGGGAUAGAUAAAAAGUCGGAAGACUCUUAAUUUCGAUAACCAUUUUAAUUUGAAAGUUUUCCAGGGUCUCGUCCGGAAAGAGGACGACAACGUCCAGUUUCUUGCCAUUUUCGACAUGGCCAACCUGAACGGCCUUCCCUACGAAAUCCACACUUCGGCUGAACGCCUUUCUUUCUUCUGA